AUGUUAAGUUCUUUCAUUCCUUCAACUCUAGGAAACCUCUCAUCCUUAAAUUCCUUAUCUAUUGGAUCUAAUAAUUUAUCUGGUGCAAAUUCAAAAUUAACUUUUUCCAAACUCUCUGGUUUAGAUUCACUAGACUUGAGUAAUUCAAAUUUUGUAUUCCAAUUUUAUUUGGAUUGGGUUCCUCCUUUUCAACUAAUUGACCUUUUAUUAAGCAAUACAAAUCAAGGCCCAAACUUUCCAUCUUGGAUAUAUACACAAAAAACACUGCAUGUUCUCGACUUAUCGAGCUCGGGAAUUUCAUUAGUAGACAGAGAUAAGUUCUCAAACCUUAUUAAAAGAAUACCCGAUAAACUUUUUUUGUCAAACAAUUUCAUUGCUGAAGACAUAUCUAACCUAACAGUUAAUGGUUUGGAGUUAAGGUUGGACCACAAUAAUUAUACAGGAGGACUCCCAAACAUAUCACCAAGGGUUGUUAUGGUUGAUUUUUCUUACAACUCCUUCUCAGGAUCAAUUCCACAUAGUUGGAAGAACUUGAAUGAAUUGACAGUCAUGAACCUGUGGAAUAAUAGUUUGUCUGGUGAAGUUCCAAUGCACCUCUCUGCUUCGAAACAAUUGCAAACCAUGAACUUGGGAGAAAAUGAAUUUUCUGGAACCAUACCAAUCAUGAUGUCACAAAACUUAGUAGUGGUCAUAUUGAGAACCAAUAAAUUUGAAGGGAUUAUUCCGCCACAAUUAUUCAAUCUCUCUUAUUUGUUUCACUUAGACCUUGCACAUAACAAACUUUCAGGAUCUUUACCACACUGCGUGUACAACUUGACUCAAAUGGUUACUUAUCAUGUAAAUCCAUGGUAUACUUCCACAAUUGAUUUAUUUACCAAAGGUCAAGAUUAUGUGUAUGAUAUCAACUCGGAAAGACGAACUAUUGACCUUUCAGCCAAUAGCUUGUUUGGGGAACUGCCAUUGGAAUUGUUUCGGCUUGUUCAAGUUCAAACGUUAAACUUAUCUCACAAUAAUUUUGUUGGAACAAUACCAAAGACGAUUGGCGGCAUGAUAAACAUGGAAUCUCUCGAUCUCUCUAAUAAUAAGUUUUAUGGUGAAAUUCCUCAAAACAUGUUUGUCUUAACCUUUUUGGGUUAUUUGAAUUUAUCUUGCAAUAAUUUCAAUGGAAAAAUCCCAAUUGGAACACAACUUCAAAGUUUUAAUGCAUCGAGUUACAUUGAGAAUCCUAAACUGUGUGGAGCUCCUCUCAAUAAUUGUACCAAGAAAGAAGAAAAUCCCAAAACCGCAACACCAUCCACAGAGAAUGAAGAUGAUGACUCUAACAAAGAAUCAUUGUAUCUAGGGAUGGGAGUUGGAUUUGCGGUAGGUUUCUGGGGGAUUUGUGGUUCUUUGUUUCUUAUUAGAAAAUGGAGGCAUGCAUACUUUCGGUUUACUGAUAAAGUAGGUGACAAGAUCUAUGUUACUUUGAUCGUAAAGUUAAACAUGUUUCACAGAAAUUGA
Messenger RNA from Medicago truncatula (barrel medic), 1500 nucleotides. Its product is annotated as receptor-like protein EIX2. NCBI's taxonomy places the organism in Eukaryota, Viridiplantae, Streptophyta, Magnoliopsida, Fabales, Fabaceae. The record is from RefSeq and is a predicted model, not a curated record. The coding region runs from base 1 to 1500 and encodes 499 amino acids. Gene Ontology annotation, molecular function: protein binding. The transcript has a single exon.